AAGCCUUUUCAGAAUUGCUUAAAUAUGCCAAGGGAUGCUCUGCUUUUUUCACAUCUGUUCUGCCUUCGCCUGUCACCAUGUUCGCUAAGUCGGUAGCCACGUCGUUGUUGGCCGUUUCGUCUCUUGCGCUGCAAGCCAAUGCGGUCUCCAAGAAGCAAUGGAGCAAGCGGAGCGAUCAUCUGUACCUGCCAAAGGCGGUCCAUGAUUUCAAGAAUGCUACCGCUCCGAACAACGUCACUAUUCGAUACAAGAAUCCUGGCAUUUGUGAGACUACUCCAGGCGUAGAUAGCUACUCUGGAUAUGUGGAUCUUACACCUGAUGUUCAUGUAUUCUUCUGGUUCUUUGAGUCUCGUAACAACCCAGCUGAAGACCCCUUCACACUCUGGCUUAACGGCGGGCCCGGCUCGGACUCGCUCAUCGGCUUGUUCGAAGAAAAUGGUCCUUGCAUGAUCAACGACGAUCUGACAACAGCUUACAACCCGUACAGCUGGAACAAUGUUUCUAACAUGCUGUACAUCUCCCAGCCCGUCGGAGUAGGGUUCAGUUACCAGCAGGAAGGCGUUGGCAGCUUCAAUGCGUUGUCCGAAGACUUCCAUUACAAUUCGACCGAAUGGCCUGCAACAGGCCGAUGGCCACUUUCGGAACCACUCAACACUGGCACGAUUGACACCACAGAUCUUGCCGCCGUCGCAGCCUGGCACGUAUUCCAAGCGCUGCUGGCUACUAUUCCAAAAUUCGACGCGAAGCUUGGAGCCUUGAGUCCUGCGAGGGAAUUCAACCUGUUUACAGAAAGCUACGGCGGCCAUUACGGUCCGGCGUUCUACGACUACUUCUACAACCAAAACCUGAAGAUCGAGAACGGGAGCAUGCCUGGCUACCCGCUCAACUUCAACUCCCUCGGCAUAAUCAACGGUAUCAUUGAUGAAUCCGUCCAAGCCGAGCACUACCCCGAGUUUGCCGUCAACAACACCUACGGCAUCAAGGCGUACAACGACACCGUCUACUCGUACGCCAAGUUCGCCAACAACAUGUUCAACGGGUGUCUUUACCAGAUCGCUCUCUGCCGCGCCGCCGCCGAAGGCAAUACCAGCUACUACCACGCCGACGCGCCCAUCACCGAAGCCGAGCUGACCCCGGGCGUGAUGCAGAUCUGCAACGAAGCGCAGGACAUGUGCCGCGACAACGUCGAGUCCCCUUACUACUACUACAGCGGCCGUGGUGUCUACGACAUCCGCCACCCGUACGACGACCCAACCCCGCCUUCCAACUAUCCCGCCUACCUCAACCAGGGCGAGGUGCAGGAGGCGCUGGGCGUUACGCUCAAUUACUCAGGCAACAAUGGCGUCUACUAUGCGUUCCAGAAUACCGGAGACUUCAUCUUCCCCAACUUCAGGCUCGAUUUGGAGUACCUGCUUGACCAGGACGUGCGUGUCAGUCUGGCAUAUGGCGAUGCUGACUAUAUCUGCAACUGGUUCGGAGGCGAAGCCAUCAGUCUCGCAGUCGAAUACACCCACGAGCAAGAAUUCCGCGGCGCAGGCUACGACGCCAUGGUAGUAGACGGCACCGAAUACGGCGAGGUGCGCCAGUACGGUAACUUCAGCUUUGCGCGCAUCUACGAGUCCGGGCAUGAGAUUCCGUACUACCAGCCUGUCGCCGCACUGGCUUACUUCAACCGCACGCUGUUCCACUGGGACAUCGCUACGGGCGGAGAAAAGGUCUCGGCGAAUCUCACCUCGUCGGGGAUGGCGAAUGCAACGCAUACGAACUCUUUCGUGCCGUUGACGUCGUCGUAUGUUCAGGCUUUCCCGUCGCCUAUUUACCCGGCGACGACGGCUGCGUACUAGUUUUGCACCGUGUUGCUUCGGUUCGGAUCAACGUUGAGUUGGUUGGAUUGAGGCAGGCUUUGGUGUGCUGGUUAUGAUGAAAUGAAUUAUCGUGUAAUGAAGCUAGGUACAAAAAAAUCAUCAUGUAGUGUGGCGAAAUGAUAUUGGUCACGUAUGAUAAAUAGCUUGACUGAAAUGUU
Molecule: messenger RNA, 2023 nt
Organism: Dothidotthia symphoricarpi CBS 119687
Lineage: Eukaryota; Fungi; Ascomycota; Dothideomycetes; Pleosporales; Dothidotthiaceae
Product: alpha/beta-hydrolase
Exons: 5
Coding region: 78-1844 (588 amino acids)
Biological process (GO): proteolysis
Cellular component (GO): fungal-type vacuole
Molecular function (GO): serine-type carboxypeptidase activity
Source: RefSeq, a predicted model, not a curated record